GUAAAGAUGAGACUUUAAAUAAAUUAUCAGAUUAUCUUUAAGAAAUAAAGGAUAAAGAAAUAAAAAUAUAAGAAUUGGAAACAAACAUAUAGAAAUAAUAAAAUAAGAUUUGUAUUUAUAAGAAAGAAAUAGAUGUUUUAAAAAGAAACGAAGAAUUAAUAAAUAUUUAAUAUUAAAAUUUAAAAGAAGAACUAAAAAAAAGGAUGAAAUAAAUGAAUAAAUACAUAGUGAAUAAAAUUUGAUGAAAUAAAAUGAAGAAAAAGUCGAAGAAGAUAAGAAAAUAUUUUAAAUUGAAAAAGAUAAAAAAGAGAUUUAAUUUUUAAAAGCAACUAAUGUAAAUUUAUAAGAGAAAAUUUAUUUUUUGGAAAGAGAAAAAACCGAAAUUUUGGAAAAAUAAGUUUUUUUGGAAAAAGAGCAUAUUAAAUUGAAAAAAAUGGAAGAAAAUUUAAAUGAAGAAAAAAAAAAUUAACAAAAUCAAAUUUAAUCUUUUGAAUAGAAAAUAAAUUUUUUAAAUGAAGAAAUUUUUUAGCUUUAAAAUUAAGACAAAAAUCUCAAAAAAAUUCUUAGUGAAUUUAAUGAAAAAUUAGAAGAAAAAAAUUAGGAAAAUAUUGCACUUUCGGAAUAAAAAUAAAACGCUUUUUUAUUAAAAUAGGACAUUUUAGCCCUUUAAAAUUAAGCCUUUUAAUUAAAAUAAGAUUUGGAAUAAUAAAAGGAUGAAAAGUUGCAUUUAUAGAGAGAAAAUUAACUCUUUAAAACUAAAUUGGAGUCUUUAUAGAAAAGUUAUUAGGUAAAAGAUGAGGAAAUAUUUGUUUUAAAAUAAGAAUUAUAGAAUGAAUUGGGUAAUAGAGCUUUUUUGGAAGAAAAAAUAGUAGGUUUAAGUAAAAAAUAUGAUGAUAAAUGUGAAAAAGAGGAAGAAAUUAUAAAUAAAAUGGACGUUUUGGAAGAAAAAUAUAGAUUUUUUUUAAAGGAAAAAACCGAGAAGGAAAAUAAGGAAAAUUUAGAGAAGAAAAUUUUAGAGGAAAAAUUGAGAUUUUCAAAGGAAGAAAAUGAAAGAAAAGAAAAAGAAGAAAAAGUAAAUUUUUAAAAGAAAAAAAUGAUAUUUUGGAAGAAAAGGAUAAUAUAGAGAAAAGAAUAUAAAAUUUAUAAUAGGAAAAAGAUGAAAAUUUAGUAAAAAUUAAACUUUUGGAAGAAAAAAUAAUAUUAUUAGAGGAAAAAAACAAGGAUUUUGAAUAAAAAUUAGGAUAAAAAGAGGUAUAAAUAUAAUUUUGGGAAGAAAAAAUGAAAGAAAUGAGAUUUUUUAUAGAAAAUAAAGAUAAUUAAAUGAAAUAAAUUGAAAAAAAAACGAAUAAUUAUAGAUUUUAUUAUAAAAUAAAGAGAAGAUUUCAAAGGAAAUUUAAGAAAAAUUUGAGUGUACUUUUUUAAAGGAAAAAAAGAGAAAAAUUUUUAUCGGGAAGAAAAUGUAAAUUUGAGGAAAAUUUAGGAAGAUUUAAGUGAAAAAAUAAACGAGAAAAAUAAAAUUAUUUUUGAUCAAGAAAAAAAUAAGGACGAAAUUCAAAAUUUACUGGACGAAAAAUGCGAAGAUAAUUUCAAUUUAAAAAAGGAGAUUUUAGAAAUUUUAAAGGAAUAGAAAAAAAUUAAAAACUCGAACGAAGAUUUAAAAAAUAAAAACGAAAUAAAUUUGCAUAGACUAGACUAAUUGGAAAAUCAAUUGAAUGAAAAAAAUUCUAAAAUAUAAGAUUUGUUUGAUAAAAUAGAUUUGCUUUAGGAACAAAAAGUUUUUUUGGAAAGAUAAAUAACUGAUUUG
Messenger RNA from Ichthyophthirius multifiliis, 1804 nucleotides. RefSeq lists its product as hypothetical. The record is from RefSeq and is a predicted model, not a curated record. The transcript has a single exon. Lineage: Eukaryota; Ciliophora; Oligohymenophorea; Hymenostomatida.